Molecule: messenger RNA, 461 nt
Organism: Ixodes scapularis (black-legged tick)
Lineage: Eukaryota; Metazoa; Arthropoda; Arachnida; Ixodida; Ixodidae
Product: proclotting enzyme-like
Exons: 3
Coding region: 1-342 (113 amino acids)
Biological process (GO): proteolysis
Molecular function (GO): serine-type endopeptidase activity
Source: RefSeq, a predicted model, not a curated record
AUGACACCUCCCGUUUGUUUUUGGUGUGAAAUGAGCGCCGCCGGGGAAGGCAGCAGCGUGCUCCGGGAGGCCCAGAUUCCCAUCUGGGAGGAGGCCGAGUGCCGGAAGGCGUACGAGAGACACCUGCCCAUCGAGAAGACUCAGCUGUGCGCGGGAGACGCCAACGGCAAGAAGGACUCCUGCCAAGGCGACUCCGGAGGUCCGUUGGUGCUUCCUUUCGAGGGCCGCUACUACGUGCUCGGCGUGGUGUCGUCCGGGAAGGACUGCGCCACUCCGGGCUUUCCGGGCAUCUACACCAGGGUGACCAGCUACCUGGACUGGCUCAAGGGCAUCAUCAACUGAAAAGGCCCUUCCACUCAGUGUCCCAUUAUCGGCUCACUCUGCGUCGUUUGGACAUAAUGACAGCAAGUGUGAGACCAGCUGGCCCAGUGCACCGAGGGAACUUGGAAUAAAAGCGUCCU